AUGUCUGCUCACCAGAUGAGGGACAAAGCGUCGGCCGAUGGGCCGGAUGAGUCGGGCCCGAGCAAGGCCCGGAAGGCAUGCGGUAAGCAGAUGGUGGACCUCGUCUCAUUGCAUGCGACUGUAGACGCUGACGGGUGUGCCCACCUCAAGUCAAUUGUAGAAGGCAAAAGCUUCCACGAGUCCAUGCCAGGGCUCCACUUCCUCCCAACCAAGCAAACCUUCUCAUCGCCGAGACCACUCAUGCUAGCUUCAAUGUUAUACUGCUCAAGUAUACGAGGCUUGCCAGAAGUCGCAGUUUUGGCGCCAGACUACUUCAAUGUCUUGUGCAGUGCCAUUUCACAGCUGUGCAUACCACAGAGCGAAGUCGGUCAAGCCCCGGAUGACCCAGCUUCAGCUGAAGAAUGGGCCUUUCAAACCGUUCUGGGAAUCAUACUCGCCGGACUGCUACGAGAAGCCGUCGUUAAAGAGACGGGGGUCUGGAUAUCUCUCGCUUACAGGCUCAUCCUCGAGCACUGCCCCUCCAACACCGAUGAGCGAUCCCGCGAGUGGCAACGCCUGUUUUCUGGCCUUCAGAUCGUUGACCUCGAGCACGCCUCAAUACAUCUCUCAUGCCCAGUCAUACCAAUCGAGGCGCCUCUCCCACGACUCAAGAUCCCAAUACAGGACCAACUCUAUCGGCUCUCGAGGAUGAUGCACACCGGCCUAACUCACUUCACAGGCAGAGGUCUGCCAACGAUAUGGUCCUGUUUCGAGAGCGAACCUAGCGUAUUACAGAUAUCUUCCGUCCAAUUUAGCGGCGUCGACGGCGCUGUCAUUCGCGACUGGGCAAGGCAGCUAGACGACUGGCUCGUUGAGUUCAGCGACAAGGACUUUGAGUCGGAGCACGAGAAGAAACUGGUAUUCCGGCAGUAUAUCCUGCACAGGCUUCUCGUGCUAUCCAUCUACCACCCUGCCCGAGGAUGCAACCUGUUUUCGAACACGACGCCGAAAGAGCAGCAUGAGCUGCUUGUGUCAGCAAGAGCGGCGGUCAAGCUUCAAAUUCUAGAUGCUUCGAUAUGGUCGAAUUGGGAUCUCGUCAUGAUCACCUGGGCUGCUCUCAUCGUCCUUCAAGGUGUAGACGGUGGAGUAGGAGAACCAGACGAUCUUGAGAACGUUGGAGUUCAUCUCCAAAAGCUGAAGGAAAUGCACGAGCCGAAGCCAAGCUUGCGAGGCAUUUUAGCGACACGACUGGAACAGAAACUUCAGGGCCUUCAUACGCCCGCUUCUGGAGACGCCGAGGUGUUCGAGCAAGAGAUCCGGAACUUGGAUAAUUCAUGGUAUAUCUUUGACCAAUCGAGUCUGCAAGCAGGAUAUGAGCUUUGGUCGUACGAGAACCAGGGAGGAUAA
Messenger RNA from Colletotrichum tamarilloi, 1386 nucleotides. RefSeq lists its product as uncharacterized. The record is from RefSeq and is a predicted model, not a curated record. NCBI's taxonomy places the organism in Eukaryota, Fungi, Ascomycota, Sordariomycetes, Glomerellales, Glomerellaceae. The coding region runs from base 1 to 1386 and encodes 461 amino acids. The transcript is spliced from 4 exons.